AUGUUGUUCACCACCAGCCUUCUUGCAUUCGCCGGCGCCGCUGCCGUAUCGGCAUCCCCAGUUGCCCAAGUUAAGUCUGCCGUUCUUCCGUUGGCCAAACACCACAACGUCACCUCCAUCAAGAACAUCGUCGACAAAGGCCAAGCCCGUCUCAACAAGGUCAACGGUAUCGCAAUUUCUGCCAAGCGUGCUACUGCAGUCAGCUCUGGCGCAGUCACUAACGAGGAUGUCUCCUACAUUGCCCCAGUCGUAAUUGGAGGUGCCACAUACUCGCUCAUCGUCGAUACUGGAUCCUCCAACACCUGGUGUGGUGCUCAGGCUUCUUGCGAGAAGUCCUCAACUGGUGUAGCCUCUGGUGGUACCGUCUCUGUCUCUUACGGUAGUGGCUCGUUCUCCGGAAGAGAGUACACAGACACUGUCAGCUUCGGCGGUCUUACCGUCAAGUCUCAAUCCAUUGGUGCUGCCACCAGCGCUUCUGGAUUCUCUGGCGUCGAUGGUAUUCUCGGUGUUGGUCCAGUUGACCUUACUCAGGGUACCGUUUCUGGCCUCUCUACUGUCCCAACCUUCAUGGACAAUCUCAAGUCCCAAGGCACCAUCACUAGUGAGGUUCUUGGCGUUUACUUCAAGCCAGAAUCUGGAAGCGAUGAUGAUGACACUAACGGCGAGCUUACCCUCGGUGGUGUUGACACCUCAAAGUACACUGGUACUCUUACCUACUUCCCCAAGGCCACAUCUGGCGAUGCCUCAAACUACUGGGGUAUCAACGUCGCUGGUUUCACUUACGGCACUACAUCCCUUGCAACAUUCGCCACCGGAAUUGUCGACACUGGAACCACUUUGAUCUACAUCCCAACCGCAGCUUACAACAAGUUCCUUGCUGCCACCGGCGGUAGCACCGACAGCUCAUCCGGUCUUGCUGCCUUCACCACCAAGCCAACAGCAAACUUUUCUAUUAAGUUCGGAACCACCACUUACACCCUUACCCCAGCACAAUACUUGGUCCCAACCGCCCAAUACUCCUCCUUCGGUCUUAGCUCCGGCAGGUACUACGCCUGGAUCAACGACGGAGGUGCUUCCGGUGUCAACACCAUCAUUGGACAGAAGUUCUUGGAGCAAUACUACUCCGUCUAUGACACCACCAACUCCCGUAUUGGUUUCGCUACUGCCGCAUAA
Molecule: messenger RNA, 1173 nt
Organism: Botrytis sinoallii
Lineage: Eukaryota; Fungi; Ascomycota; Leotiomycetes; Helotiales; Sclerotiniaceae
Exons: 2
Coding region: 1-1173 (390 amino acids)
Biological process (GO): proteolysis
Molecular function (GO): aspartic-type endopeptidase activity
Source: RefSeq, a predicted model, not a curated record